AGUAACAACCUGGACACGUGGUGUGGCCCAUGAAAGGUUUCCUCUGCGUCCAGGAUACUUAUUUUUUCUUUUUUUCAUUCAGGCGGAGACAAUGGGCUGCACAGAAACUUUGCAGCUCCACACACAGAGGACGUCACCCCCUCCCUCCUCCGCCUGUUAUCAGCGGCUUGCUUGUGCGCAAUCGGAGGGAGGGAGGGAGGAACCUGGAGCUCUACAAGUUAUUCCUCCCCUUCCUAAAGAGGUCAAAGUCUGCCCGAAACCAGCCGGACUGCAGACGAUUGGUCGCGAGUUGGCUUCAAGAGGAUUAAAAACGUGUUUUUAUAUAUAGAGAGAACUUAUUUUCUUCUUCAAGCCGAUGGCUCCACUGGUGAAAUGGAUCUCUUUCAUUCUGCUGGCGACAUUCCUCUCUCUGGUCCCUGUGGGGGCAGAAGGAAAAGGGCCAGUGCUCCGGAGACAGAAGAGAGAGUGGAUCGUGGCUCCCAGACAGCUGUACGAGGCCCAUGACUACACCGGCUUGGAGAGUAUCGCUAAAAUUCGCUCUGAUAAGGUCAACUACACGAGGGUAUUUUAUACCCUAUCGGGGCCUGGCGUCGACAAGCCCCCUGUAGGUGUAUUCGGUAUCGACCGUAACACUGGCUUUGUGAAAAUCUAUUCCAUCCUGGACCGAGAGGCGAUCCCUGUCUAUAAGUUGAAAGGCAUUGCAACGUUCGCCGAUGGGAACAGAGCAGAAAACGAUAUCGAUCUCAACAUCAUCGUCUUGGAUGUGAACGACUGCCCACCCGUCUUUAAAGUACAGCAAGUCGGAUCCGUCAGUGAAUCGAGUGCAGCAGGUACUGUUGUGAUGAAAGUCAUCGCGACGGAUGAUGACGAAAAGAACACACUCCACUCCAAGAUGUACUAUAGCAUUGUGGAGCAGAGCAGCUCAGCUGGGAUGUUCUUCAUCAACUCUCAGACCGGGGAGGUCCAAGUUCGACAGAACACUCUGGACAGGGAGAGACAAGAUACGUAUAGGUUGCAGGUAAAAGCCUCGGACUUGAAUGGACAAGCCGGAGGAAACACAGGAACCGGAGAAAUCGUGGUCACCAUUCUGGACAUAAACGACAAUAUUCCAACCCUGGAGAAAGAAUCGUAUGAAGGCAGUGUGCAGGAGAACACGGUCAACACGGAGGUGUUGAGGAUCAAAGCCAUCGACAUGGAUAUGAUUCACACUGACAACUGGCUCGCCGUGUUUGAAAUUGUCUCGGGGAAUGAGGCUGGCUAUUUCAGCAUCACCACGGAUUCGAUGACCAAUGAAGGAAUUAUCACCAUUCACAAGGCCUUGGACUAUGAGGAGCAAAAGUUGGUCAACUUGCAAGUGGCUGUUUCCAACAAAGCGGCGUACAGUUUCGGCAGCGGGUCUUCAACAGGGUCCGCGACCCAAAAGGCCUACCGCGUCAACAUCAACGUGAUCAAUGAGAAGGAAGGCCCCCGGUUCCAACCGAGCGUCAAAGUGGUGACUAUCUCCGAGGACCACACCACCGUCUCCAUCAAAGAAGUAAUCGCCAACUACGCUGCCAUUGACAGCGACACGCUGCAGAUAGCCACCAACGUAAGGUACGCUAAAAUCAAAGAUGAUGACAACUGGUUGAUUAUAGAUGAAAAAACCGGCGAUAUCAAGCUGAAUAAACUACCCGACAGAGAGUCCACGUUCUUGAUCAAUGGAACGUAUUAUGCCAAAAUCAUCUGCAGCACCAACGAGGUUCCCUCAAAAACUGCCACAGGGACCAUAGCCAUCCAGGUGGAGGACUUUAACGACCACUGUCCGCAACUGACCGCUACAUCUCAGAUCAUGUGUGUCGAGGAAAAUGUGAUCUACGCCACGGCCGUAGACGAAGACAAGUUCCCCAAUUCUGCACCAUUCGAGUUCACUGUGAUUCAGGGCAGCAAAAAGGAGAAAUGGACAGUGGAGCAUUUUAAUGAUACCACGGCCAUUCUGCGAGACAAUGCCAACUUGUGGCCAGGCUCCUACAAAGUGGCGGUGGAGGUCAGAGACCAGCAGGGAAAGUCGUGCGCUGAUGUUCAGACCGUGGACGUAAUUGUGUGUAAUUGCGACACCAGCACCAAAAGCUGUAUGUCGCGCACUACAAAGACGGUCGGUUUUGGAGCUUCGGGUGUCCUGCUUCUGCUCCUGGGACUGCUGCUGCUGCUGUUGCUUCCCCUGCUGCUGCUGUUCUGCCUGUGCGGCGGUGCAGCAGCUCUUGGAGAUUUCAAGGCCAUUCCAUUUGAUACAAAACAACAGCUCAUCUCAUAUCACACCGAGGGACAGGGAGAAGACAGGGAAGUUCCUCUCCUGAAUGCGGCGGGGGAUCUUGGCACAAUGAAUGCCAAGAACAUCAACACCUAUGAGGGAAAGGGGUUCCUCGGGGGACUGGUUGAACAGGGAGGCGCCGCAGGUGGAAGCGGUGCCAGACACACUUCCAUCGUGACAACCGAGAACUUGAACCAGUACAACCAGUAUCGCCAUACCAGUGGGCAGGUGGGGAUGGACCACACGGAUGCUGGCAUGAUGACAGGGCACAGACAAAUGGGCUCCCAAUACAUGGUUGGGAUCUUUGAUGGGAUGGCUCUUUCUGAUCAGUUCCUGGGGGAGUAUUAUUCAAGUAAAUCCAACCAUGCUGCACAGCAAUCCCAGAAGGAUGCUUUUCUCAUCUAUGACUACGAAGGUCAGGAGUCCCUGGCAGGUUCUGUAGGUUGCUGCAGCCUUCUUGACAAUGACAAUGACCUUGCCUUCCUCAAUGACCUUGGGCCUAAAUUUAAAACCCUGGCCCAGAUUUGUCAGGAGUCAACCUUGGUGACAGAGUCUGUGGAUGCACAGGUUUCAUUCCCUCCACCCAGGCCGGUGUCUCCCGUCUGGCCCUCCACCUCCACCCACACACAUGUCAGCACUCACAUGGAGACAAUCAGGAACAGGGACCACAUGAACAUCAACACCCUCAACACCUCCAAUGUAGCGUCUGGAUCCUCCACUAUCGUGCAGCGGGAGCGAAUCACCGAGAGAGCUCAGGGUUCAGCCACUUCUCCCACGGUACUCAUCCAAGACAAUAUCAUGGUUCCCAGUCAGACGAUGCUCAUACAGCAGCCCACGAUGUACUAUGCUGCCACUCCCAUGUAUGUAGUCGAGCCCAACCCCCAAAUGGUGCUAGUGGCAGGCGGGACUCAGCAGGCAGUAGGUCAAGUCGGCCAUGUUGAAAUAAGUCAGGGGCUGGUGCAGGUUGGUGGCAUGCAAGGAACUCAGAGCCUGGUGCAGGUUGGUGGUCUACAAGGAACUCAGGGCCUGGUGCAGGUUGGUGGUCUACAAGGAACUCAGGGCCUGGUGCAGGUUGGUGGUCUACAAGGAACUCAGGGCCUAGUGCAGGUUGGUGGUCUACAAAGAACUCAGGGCCUGGUGCAGGUUGGUGGUCUGCAAGGAACUCAGGGCCUAGUGCAGGUUGGUGGUCUACAAGGAACUCAGAGCCUGGUGCAGGUUGGUGGUCUACAAGGAACUCAGGGCCUGGUGCAGGUUGGUGGCCUGCAAGGAAGUCAGGGUGUGGUCCUUGUAGAUAGGCAUGUAGGAAUGGGUGGGGUGACGGGGCAGGUAGCACAAGGCCUUUCACAAGGAACCCUCUCCAGGUCCAGGCAAGUGUUUGUGGUGGAGAAUGGGUCCUCGGGUGAGGAGCAUGGUGUGAGCUUAGCCCAGGGCUCUGGUCAGACAGGGUCUGCAGAGCAGGGUCCGGAGAUCAGAGGUCAAGGUUUCCAGGUUCAAAGUAGCAGUUUUUCCCUGGCUACCCAUGGUUCCUCUGCGUCAAAUGAGGACUUUGCUCUGACAGCCACACCCAGAUUGCAGGGAAGCCAGAGAGUGGCUGUGCAACAUAAGAAGGUGUCAAUCACUGAGAGGAAUAUAGCGUAGAGUAGCCUUUUGGUUGAGCAUGUCCACUAUUGUCACACUAUUUUUAAAUAUACUGAAAUGUAUGUCAGUGUACUCAAAUGUAAUACUGUAUGUAUAUACAUGUGUGUUCAUGCAGAUUGAGCAGAUCGUGAUAACAUUUGGUAAAACUGGGAAAAGGAUAGUUUAGUCUGUUGGACCAAAAGCGAAAUUCUGUGUCCUCAUCUAGUAACAACGCUACUUUUUAAAGUAGUUAACUCGUGUUGAUGAAUAUGUGACUAUCGUGGCCAUAGAAAGCAUUGGAUUUCCAUACUAAUGCGGUUUAGUAAAAAAUAUUCUGACAUUUCAAGAAUGAAGUGUGUACCGGUGAGUCAUCGUGCACGACGGAUGACUGAAUAAUUCACAAGUCAGCGAGACAUUAGGCGCUAUAAAAGAGAGCCUGCAGUCACUACAAGUGCAUGCGUUUCUUGUAUGCUAGCUGCAAACAAAUGUUUUGGGUGAAAGUGCACAUUACGCAGUAUUAGUGUCAAGAAUAAGACAAAGCAACUGCAGACAAGGGGGAUUUCCAUCUUUCUCUUGUCCCAAGAAAGACCAGCUCUGCACCAAAUGACAGCCCUCAAAGCUCUGUGUUUAUUUCAAGUAGCUUAAGGGUGGGAACCGCUAAAGUACACACAAAGUAGACCCUGAGUAAACAAAAACUACAAACAUCUGAUCUUAUCUCCCAACCAACGGGAAACUGUAAAAGAGAAGACUACAAACAAACAAAAAGGUUACCAGGCACUAAAUCUAGAGCUGUACGUGUCAGAUAGAUAAUGAUCCACUUGUGUACUCCUAAAGUCUCACAAGGUUUUGGUGGGAUCCCAGCACCUGGCAAAUAGUCACGUCAUUGGCCCGGAUUAAAAUCUUACUUCUUUUGCUCUCCUAGAUUAGAACAACACAAAGCAUGGCGCUCGUAGAAUAACAAUCUGUAGCCACUUGACAAAAAUACUGUUAAAAUAACUAUAAUUACACCGUAAGUCGUUAGUCUGUCGUGGCUCCAGCGGAGGUAGCCACAAUAAUAUUGUGUUUAUCCGUAUAGACUUGAACACCAGAUUCAGAGCUCUCAGUACGAUGUUUUCAUUCUAGAUGGCUUUGGUUGUGUGUUACAUCAUUCCAGCUUUAGCCAUUCUGUGUUUCGACUGUUGGACUUAGUGAGACUGUAACUAUUCAGGAGGGUUAUAUGGGUGGUACUGCCUGGAACAUAACGCAGUUUGUACUGUAGACCUGAUGAAAGCAUCAUCUGCAGAAGAACCACAGUCAAAGUGUUUGAGUGAUCCAAUGUACCAAGAAGGGAGAUGACAGGUUGUAUUUUGGUCACCACAGACUGUUCACCAAAGAAGAGAAUACGAAAAAAGGUUAUCAGUUCUAUUGUUGCACUCUUAUUCUUUUUUUAUUAUUUCUACUAAAUAUGUGUGUGUUUCCUAAAUUUGGGAUUUUCUAUUAAGGCAAGUGUUAACUCCAAAAGUGCCAAUUCUAUAAAAAAAGAAAGAAAAAGAUGUACAUUAUUAUUAGCUGACGACCCUAUUUUUUACAAAUGUAUAUUGUGCCGUAGUUAUCAGAUUUUUUAAUAUGUUGUUUUUAUUGUGUGUGUGUGUGUGUGUGUGUGUGUAUGUGUGUGUGUAACAUAAAUUGGGCAUAGUAAUAACGGCUGAGUUUGUCAAGCACUGAAAAUAUAUUGCAAAAUUACCGAUACUGCUGUACUUGCUAUUGAUGUGUUUGUAUUUCCAUCUGUAGUUCCUAAUGAGCUGUAUGAAUAUUGCAUCGUGUGUAUUGCUUUAGAACAAAAAAUCAGUAUUGGAUAUGACAAUGCGGAUGUUUAAUUCUUCAGAUUAAUUUAAUUCUACCUCCUGUGGUAAUAAAAUCAAAUGGGGAAAAAUC
This is a messenger RNA of Pseudoliparis swirei, 5818 nucleotides long. It is a transcript of the gene dsg2l, whose product is annotated as desmoglein 2 like. Lineage: Eukaryota; Metazoa; Chordata; Actinopteri; Perciformes; Liparidae. Gene Ontology annotation, molecular function: calcium ion binding. Gene Ontology annotation, cellular component: desmosome; plasma membrane. The coding region runs from base 356 to 3925 and encodes 1189 amino acids. Gene Ontology annotation, biological process: homophilic cell-cell adhesion. The record is from RefSeq and is a predicted model, not a curated record. The transcript is spliced from 14 exons.